AUGCUUUCGGCUUCAAGACCAACCUUUGUACCUGCUAUUAUCAUAACUGAGCGAAAAACCCAGAUGAAAAAACUCCUCAAAAUCCCCUUCUCAGCCUCGCUUCGAAAUCGAAUCCACCACUGUCCUUUCACCAAUAAUCCCAAAUUGCCAUUGCCAAAUCCCUCGAACCUAUGUCCAAAUUCACAUUCAAUUACCCUUCUUAAAUGGAUAUCUUCCUUCAGUCCACUCCCACCACCAGAAUGGGUGCAACCCACUACUGACCUCUCAGACGUCGUCACUGCUGAUUCCAAGAAGGACCUCCGACCCUCACCAUGGGUCCUACAAAUCCUCAACAUAUUACACAAAAACACCAACUUGGAACAAGAGUUGACUGAAUAUUGCCGAAAGUACUUAAUCAAGCUCCCGCCCAGCUUUGUUGCUUACAUCCUGAAAAAAUCGGACCACAUUGCGAAACAGCCUGAAACGGCAUACAGGUUUUUGACCUGGGCAAGCAAGCAAAGAGGUUAUACUCAUAGUCUUGAAUGUUAUGUUUUUAUGAUUGAGAUUUUGAGUCUUGCUCGUGAUUUGGAUAGGAUUAAGUUUGUUUUCAACGAGUUUAAGAGAAAGGGUUUCUUGUUGAAUUCAAUUGUGGCUAAUUCUUUGAUUAGGAGCUUUGGGAGUGUUGGGAUGGUGGAGGAGUUAUUGUGGGUAUGGAAAAUGAUGAAAGAAAAUGAGAUCGAGCCUAGUUUGUGUACUUACAACUGUUUGAUGAAUGGUUUGGUGAGUUCUGAGUUUGUGGAAUCGGCUGAGCGGGUUUUUGAGGUUAUGGAAAACGGUAAAAUUAAGCCCGAUGUGGUCACUUAUAAUACGAUUAUUAAAGGGUACUGUAAGGCUGGAAGGGUUAAGAAAGCUAUGGAGAGAUUCCAGGAUAUGGAGUUGAAGAAUGUAGAGCCUGAUAAGAUUACUUACAUGACUUUGAUGCAGGCUUGUUAUUCUCAAGAGGAUUAUGAUUGUUGUUUGAGGCUUUAUCACGAAAUGAAGGAAAAAGGAUUGGAUAUUCCUCCCCAUGCUUAUAGUUUAGUGAUUAGUGGUCUUUGUAAGGAUGGGAAGUCUAUGGAAGGGUAUUCAGUUUUUGAGAAUAUGAUUCAAAAUGAGUGUAGGCCUAAUAUUGCAAUUUAUACUGCUUUGAUUGAUGCGUAUGCGAAGAAUCAGAACUUGGACAUAGCUAUGGGACUCUUUCAGAGGAUGCAAAGCGAAGGGUUUGAACCAGAUGAGAUUACAUAUGGGGUUAUUGUGAAUGGUUUGUGCAAGAGCGGGAGACUUGAAAAUGCACUGCAGUGGUUUCAAUAUUGUAGAAGUAACAAUGUGUCUAUAAAUACUGUGUUCUAUUCGAGCCUCAUUGAUGGUCUUGGUAAGGCAGGAAGAAUUGACGAGGCUGAAAAACUUUUUGAAGAGAUGGUUGAGAAGGGUUGUCCUCGGGACUCCUAUUGUUAUAAUGUGUUCAUAGAUGCGUUGGCAAAGAGUGGACAGGUUGAUGAAGCAUUGACACUUUUCAAGAGAAUGGAAGAUGAAGGCUGUGAUCAGACUGUGUAUACUUACACAAUAUUGUUGAGCGGCUUGUUCAAAGAGCACCGUAAUGAAGAAGCAUUGAAAUUGUGGGAUAUGAUGAUUGAUAAGGGUAUCACUCCAAAUGAUGCUUCUUUUAGGGUCCUCUCAACUGGGCUUUGUCUUUCAGGCAAGGUGGCAAGAGCUUGUAAAAUCUUAGACGAACUAGCACCAAUGGGUAUUGUUGUGGAGACUGCUUUUCAACAUAUGAUUUGUGUGUUGUGCAAAGCUGGUCGCAUAGCAGAGGCUUGCAAGUUGGCUGAUGGAGUUGUUGAACGUGGUAGAGAAAUUCCGGGCAAAGUUCGUACUAUUAUGAUCAAUGCCUUGAGGAAGGCUGGCAAUGCUGAUUUGGCAAUGAAAUUGAUGCAUAGUAAGAUUGGCAUAGGAUAUGAUAGGUUAGGUAGCGUUAAAAGGAGAGUAAAGUUUCGGAACCUGGUUGAGAAUUAA
Messenger RNA from Fraxinus pennsylvanica, 2031 nucleotides. Lineage: Eukaryota; Viridiplantae; Streptophyta; Magnoliopsida; Lamiales; Oleaceae. The record is from the annotation of a GenBank genome assembly.